Messenger RNA from Pungitius pungitius (ninespine stickleback), 7088 nucleotides. It is a transcript of the gene rsf1b.1, whose product is annotated as remodeling and spacing factor 1b, tandem duplicate 1. The record is from RefSeq and is a predicted model, not a curated record. Bases 32 to 5035 code for a protein of 1667 amino acids. The transcript has 16 exons. Lineage: Eukaryota; Metazoa; Chordata; Actinopteri; Perciformes; Gasterosteidae. Gene Ontology annotation, cellular component: RSF complex; chromatin. Gene Ontology annotation, biological process: negative regulation of DNA-templated transcription. Gene Ontology annotation, molecular function: histone binding.
UUCCGGCCGGCUUGACACUGGUGUGGAAAAGAUGGCUGCUUCGGCGGCAACGGGGAGUUCUUCCCCAGGUUUGUGUCCAAAUUACGCCGUGAUUUGCUCCUUCCUGGAAAGGUACGGAGCGUUGUUGGACCUGCCGGAGCUCACCUUCCCCCAGCUGGAGCGAUCCCUCCAGGACACAUCCUCGGUCCCGAAGCUGCUGGUCGACCUCCACGUGAAGCUGCUGAGGAAGAUCGGCAAGUCGGUGUCAGCAGACCGGUGGGAGAAGUACUUAGUGAAGAUAUGUCAGGAGUUCAACACGACGUGGGCGUGGGAGCUCGAGCAGAACGGAUACCAGGAGCUGACCAGCGAGUGUAAGACGGGGAUCCUUAAAUAUUUGUGCGAGUGUCAGUUUGACGAAAAUGUCAAGUUCAAAACGGCCAUCAACGACGAGGAGCCGGAGAAGAUGCGUCUGCAGCCCAUCGGCCGGGACAAGGACGGUCAGAUGUACUGGUUCCAGCUGGACCAGGAGGACAACGUGCGCGUCUACCUGGAGGAGCAGGACGACCUGGACGGGUCCUCGUGGAAAUGCAUCGCCAAAGACAGGAACGAGCUGGCCGAGGUGGUGGCGCUGCUGAAGACACAAAUUGACCCCGAGCUGUUAAAAAGAGAUCAAGAAAACAAACCCGAGGGCGAAGUCAAAAAGCCGGAGGACACGUCCGAUGAAGACGGCAAAGACUCCACCAAGGCCGGCGCCGCCGUCGGCCCAAAGACGGAGAACGACGACAUGAAACCAGAAGACCACAAGUUGUCUCUGAACGGCAGCCGUCCAGCGGAGGUCCGUCCGGGAAAGUCUUCGGGGGAUCUCGACAUCAGCGCCAAGACCCACAGCAUCAAAGAGGAGCCGAUGGAGGCGUGCGACGGCAAAGCCAGCGCGCCCCCCGCCGCGGAGGCGCCGCGCGGCCCCGUGAAGGCGGAGAGGGCCGGCGAGGCCCCCAAGGUCAGCGCGGAGGAGGUCCAGCAGGCGCUGAAGGACGACCAGCAGGCCAAGAUCCCCCUGAAGAAGAGGGGGAUGAAGUUCAGCGAAGACUUCGAGAAGAACAGCGCCAUCGUGGUGCAAAACGCGCCGCUUCCUCCGCUCAGAGAAGCCCCCAGAGCGGACCCCGCCCCCAGAGCGGACCCCUCCUCUGACCCCGCCCCUAGUGCGGACCCCGCCCCCAGAUCUGACCCCUCCCUCGAGCAGACCACACCACCGCCGGUUCUAACGGUGAACGGGGACGUUCAGCCCGGACCAGAGGUUGUCCUCCGGGGACACGCGGCGCUGAAGGACCCCCCCACUGAAGCCGGUGGGUCUGCGGCGCGGCGGCCGGGGGACGGCGCCCUGCCGGACCGGCGCGGGAAGGAGGACGGCCGCGGCGAGGAGACGCUCGUACCCGACAGAGGAGACGCGGGCGAGAAGCCCCCGGAGGCGGCGUCCGAGCCGGCGGGCGACGCACCGACAGGAAGGACGGCGUCUCCGGCAGAGACCAGAGACGAUGCACCGGGGCGAGAAAGACUGGAAGAAACCACAAAAGACCCGAGUGAGACGUCAAAGGAAAGCGGAGACGUCGAGUCGAAGGGUUCCGAGUUAAAAGAGGCGUCCAACGUGUCCACGUCUGAGGACAAGCUCAAAACAACCGAGUGUGGAGACAAAGACACUCCGAAGAAAUGUGCUGACGCCGCGUCCGUCAUCAAAAAGACGGAGGGACCAGCAACCAGGGAGACACCGGGAGGACGGUCCACUGCUGGAGAGGCCGUCGGGUCCUCCGUCAUUAAACACGCACAGCGGCCCGAUGGCGUCCCCCGUCCAGAGACGAGGACGGAGGGGGAGGCCGGCGCAGCCUCUGGGGACACGGAGAAGAGUAAAAACCCCGACGAGGGGAAGAAGACGUGCGGCCGAGAAGACGGUCCGAUACGUGACGUCUCCAAGAAGAGCGACGCCACGCAAAGCGCCCGAGAAGAAGAAGCAAUAAGACACCAUCCAAAGACCCGAGAAGAGGACAAAGCUGAGGCUGCACAGAAGAGGAAGGAAGCUUCUGGGGGGGAAGAUAAACUAUCCAGCUCUGUGGAGGACAAGACCACCUCUAAAGGAACUGAAAGAUGCCGCACGGGACAGGAAGUGGACAAAACCGAGGCCGAGCGUCCAUCAUCAUCAUCAUCAGCAAGCAAAAAGGACACGGACGUGAUAGAAAAGGACCCCAACAUUGAAAAGAAAAAUGAUACAGAUAAGGAAACGAAAAAGGACACAAACCAGGAAAUGAAAAAGGACAUAGAAAUUGAGAAGAAAAAAGACACAAACACGGAGAAGAAAGAGGACAAGGACACAGACAUUGAGAAGAAAAAGGACAAAGAGACAGACAUUGAGAAGAAAAAGGACAAAGAGACAGACAUUGUAAAGAAAAAGGAGACAGAAAGAGACACAGACAUUGAGAAGAAAAAGGACAAGGACACAGACAUUGAGAAGAAAAAGGAGACAGACAUUGAAAAUAAAAAGGACACAGACAUUGAGACGAAAAUGGACAAAGAGACAGACAUUGAAAAGACAAAGGACACAGACAUUGAGACGAAAAAGGACAAGGAGACAGACAAGGAGAUGAAAAAGGACAAGCGGGUAGAAAGCAAAGAGCAGAAAGGACCUGAAACCUCGCCCGAGCUGCAGGAAUCUGCUCCUCAAACCGCCAGCAAAGAACCCGAAGACGAGAAAGACGUCUGCGUGGACGGGGAACCCGGCGAGGACGGCGGCCCUAAAAGCAAAAGCCCAGACGAGGUUUCGGCGGCUGUGAAGGACGUGGCCAACGGCGGGAGGCCGACGCGCCGCAGGUUCAAUCCCAGAGGCCACCGGAGGAAAGCCCAGCUCCAGAGGGACGAGAGCCCGGGGGACACGGAGUCCGUCCCCACCGCGGGGAGGUGUCUCCGCAGGUCCGCCAGGAUCUCCAGGCCCACGGCCAAGGCGGCGGAGAUCCACGACAAGAAGGCGGAGAAACCCACGGCCGAGAAGGACGGAGACGACGAGGCUGAGAAAGAGAAGGUGGUGGAGGAGGAGGAGGAGGGGGGGGGGGGAGGGAAAGCGGUGCAGAAGACACCCAGAGAGAAGAAGGUGGAUCAGGAGGGUCAGCCCAAACCAAAGGGGAGGAAGAGGCGGAGGGUCCGCUGGUCCAACACGCGCUCGCGCCGCAAAAAGAAAGGCUCCGAAGACGACAGCGACGAGGAGUCCAGCGAGGACGAAGACGACGAGGAGGAGGAGGAGAGCGAGGACGACAGCGACGAGGACUACAAGGUGGAGCGGAGCAGGAGGAGGCAGAGCCGCCACCGAGAGAGACGAAGCUCCGCCUCCUCCACGUCCUCGGACGACGACCUGCCCCCCAACGACGACCCCUGCAAACACUGCGGCCUCCCCAAUCAGCCCGAGCUGAUCCUUCUGUGUGACUCGUGCGACAGCGGCUACCACACGGCCUGCCUGAGGCCUCCGCUCAUGAUCAUCCCCGACGGAGAGUGGUUCUGUCCGCCCUGCCAACACAAGCUGCUCUGCGACAAGUUGGACGAGCAGCUCGUGAACCUGGACGCUGCUCUGAAGAAGAAGGAGCGCGCCGAGAGAAGGAAAGAGCGGCUCAUCUACGUGGGAAUCAGUCUGGAAAACAUCAUCACGACCUCGGGGGAGGUGGAGGAGGAGGAAGAGGAGGAGGAGGAGAAGCCCCAGAUCAUCAUCAAGGAGAAGAAAGAAGCAAAGCGGAGUAAGAGCUGGGGUCGAAGGUCAACGAGGACCAAGAAAUCCAUCAGCUACAGAUUUGAUGAAUUCGACGAGGCGAUCGAGGAGGCGAUUGAGGAAGACAUCAAAGAAGCGGAGGGCGGAGGAGCUGGACGGGGCAAAGACAUGGCCAACAUCACGGGACACCGAGGGAAGGACAUGUCCACCAUCCUUGAGGCGGGCGAGGGCAAAGAGAACGGCUGCCCCCCCCGCCCCCCCGCCGGCCAGCGCAGGAAGAAGCGCCGGCGCCUCAACGACCUCGACAGCGACAGCACGGUGGAGGAGGAGGAGAGCGAGGAGGAGUUCCGCGUCAGUGACAGCUCGGAAGAAGAGUUCGUCGUGUCCGAAAACGAGAGCGAAGGCGAGUCGGAGUCCAACAACAGCGGCAGCAACGGCGACGCCAAGCGGCGAGACUCCUCCUCGCGGCGCCGGAAGCCGCUGAAACGCCGGCGAAGCUCCAGAAAGCGACGAAGGCCGAGGGGGUACUCGGAUGAUGAAGAGGAGGAGACGGACGAGGAAGAUGAGGAGGAAAUAGUGACCGAAGGCUCCAGCGAGUUCAGCGACAGCGACCUGGACGUCAGCUUCCGGCGAUCUCGCCGCAGUCAGAAGAAGCGAGUCAACUACCGCGAAACGUCCGAGUCCGGAGGCUCGCAGAACGAAACCCGGCCGUCCAAGAUGAAGCGCCGGGUUCGCCCGGACAGCUCCGAGAGCGACGCGAGUUCCUCCAGAGGCUCCGAGGAGGAGCCCAGGGACCGGGGAGCAAAGAGGAGAGCCGACUCCUCCGAGGACGAUUCUCGGCAGCGCCGCAGACGCCUCGCCCUCAAGCGGCGAAGAGCCUCCGAGGACGACGACUCGGACGCCGACUCGGACGACUCGUCGGAGGAGGAGGAGGAGGAGCGUCCGGUCCGGAAGCGCGUGAACCGCAUCGACUCGGACGACAGCGAGGAGGAGGAGGGGAAGGACCAGAAGGAGGAAACAAAGGAGAAGGUGGCGGCUGGAACCCCGGGGGAGGAGUCGAGGGCAGCGCCCCCCCCGGUGGACUGCAAGGCGCCGGCGGCGGCGCUGCCCCCCACUAACGGACAGAGCUCGAUGAAGAGCCCCGAGGGCGCCGCCGCAGCGCCGGAGCCGCCCAAAAACACCAGCGCCACACCAGCUGUUGCCAUAGCGCCCAACGGUCAGGUUGGCCAGGAGGGGGCGCCGCAGGACGAAGACGAGGACGACCUGUUGGGGGUCACAGACCUGGUGGAUUACGUCUGCAAUAACGAGGAUUUGUAAAGAGAACAAAACAAAUGUUGUACCGUUUCAUUCUUUGUGGUAUUGUAUUUUUAUAUUGCUUAACUUUAUUACUCCCCCCCCCCCCCCCCAGCAACACUUCCUUAUUGUCCUUUUCACUUGUGUCAUCUGGACCUCGAGUCUCAGCCAAGAACUGGAUCCGCCGCCCCUCUGUCCCUGUGGGACUGUUCUUCUUUGAGGGAACCAAGCAGCCGAUGCUUAUUUGUUCAUCUUCUUCCAGCUUCACUGCCAAACAUCAUCAUCUCCAUCACCUGCAGACCUUCUGCUCUCCACAUGAAAUGAGAGGUGGAGUUUUCAUUCCAACGCUCAAUGACCUUUUUUUGAAGACUAAAAUCAUGUGUAGAACAAAUUCUCUAAGGUUCUGGGCAUCUAAUUGUUAUGAAUCUUGGUGGUACGUUUUUAUCCAAAAGUAGUUUUCCAUUUUGGGAGAAGUGAUCAUUUGACUUCUUGUAGACCUGGCUUAGCUUAGCUUAGCUUAGCUUAGCUUAGCUUAGCUUAACUUAGCUUAGCUUAGCUUAGCUACUUUCUGCUUUAGCUCUCACGCACUGUGCCAUUUAAACUUAAUCUUUAGAUGAGACUAUUUAUUCUAGUCCAAUAACUAGCAUUUAAAAACGUGUCGACCAAACUUCAUCCGUCGGCGCCCCUCGAACCUUCUGCAGAAAGUAGCUUUUGUACAUUGUAUAAAAUGAUUUUAACUUGAGUGGGAACCAUCCGAGUCUUUGUUUAGGUUCACAAAUGUAAAACUCGUCAUGCUGAGCUUUAGUCUACGCUCCCGUUUUUGUGAUCUUUAUUUUUUUAAUGCAUUUCAUUUUUUGUAUAUCUAAACAUUAAUCUGUGAGCUCUCAAAAUGUAAAGUGUCUUAUUAAUUUUUUUUUUUAUUUGUACAUUGCCCUUCAGUGAAAGGUUGACACCUGCUAAAGCAUGUUGCUGAGAAAACACUACGAUCCAAAACACCCCUCUUCUUUUUGUUUUGUCUUCUCUAUUUUCAUCAUUUUGAGAUUAUUUUGGGGUCCGGUAGCUGUCAAAUGCAAACUUAAGACCCGGAACCAAAUCCUGAUCAUGAACAAUGACCAACCUGGUGGCGUAAUUUGUGUUUAAAGCGAUAAUAUCUCUGCAAAUUCUGAAUGAGGGAACAGAGACAAAAAAACAACCAAUGACUCCACGACCUCUGGAACCCGUCUGUGUGAAUAUCUGUAGUUUCUUGCUGUAAUAUAUUUAGAGGCAUUUUUUUAUAAUGGAAAAAAAAUAUAUUGGGCAAUUCUUUGGGAUUGCAGGAGUUUUUAAUGGUUUUCUUUUGUAGGGAAGUAAUCUCGGCAACAAAAGCAGAAACCGUUUUUGCAUAUUUUUAAAGAUCCUCCCGACGUGUUGUUGCAUCAGCGCUGAACGACUCCCAGGCAACGCAUGCACUGACCUAGUAAAAGGCAUGUGACAGAAGCUUGGUGCGGGGGGGGGGGGGGGGGGAGAUGGAGGAUUAUCCAGAAAAUAAUCUGGGACAACGGAAUCUGAGUCGUUUGUAGCGUAUGUUGUGAAUUAGUCUCCACAGAGGAGAAACCACUCGAUUUAUCACGCCGCGUUCACGACUCAACACCUACACAUGACUCUGGCCUCCAAGCAUGCGCACACACACACACACACACACACAUAUUUAGUCUUUAGAUUAGCAGGACAGAAGACAGAAAACCGGUAAUAAUGGCCGUGUGUGUUCUGGUGGAGGAAACGCGGAUGUCCGCUUGUAACCGUGUGUUUAAAGUUCUCCGCGGAGAUGAGAAGGUAUUUUAUGAAAUAACCUGCGUCGGAGGAGAGGAGGCCGAUGGGAUUAAAGGAGGAAGUCGGUGCCAAUGACUAAAGUGUUAAAGAGAGUUUCCUAUUUACCUCAUGAGGAACCUGGGAGGAACCGCCCUGCCCACUGUGUAUAGAUUCUAGUCCACUGGUUGCUGGUGUUUUGUCUGCUCCUUACGUUUUUGUUAACUUUACUGUUAUUUCAUAUGAAUCUGAUCUUGUACAUUUGUCAUAAUAAAAUCGGUUUCAAGCCUCA